AAAUAAAAUAGAAUUAGAUAAAAUAACGUUUAAGAAUGUAAUCAGAAGUUAAAAAUAAUUAACUAAAUUUCAAAUGUUUUCUAAUUUAUCUUAUAAUCCUAGAUAUAAGGUUGUGUGUAUUAAUCAAAAAUAUUAAAUAUUAAAGUCAGUUUAUUUAAUAAAAAAAAAUGAAUAAUAAAAAUCCUGAUUUAAUGCGUACUCCAUUGAGAAAUUCUUAUUUAGCAAACAAACCUUUUUGUUCGCCAAUGAGAAGUGAUAUAACUCCAGUCAAGAAUGUCAAGAACGAUUUGAAAAGACUUUUAUCACCAUCUCCAUCUCCUAAUGCAAAACUUUUAACACCAUCACGAGAAGUUAUAAAACGCCGCAAAAUUGAUAUAAGUGAAUCGGAAAAUAUUUACAGUCCGAAAAAAAAUCUUCAAGAUUCAGAGCCAACUUAUGGUGAUUUUCUGACACUCAAAAGCAGAAUUAGGAUUAAAAAAAUGGAGAUUGAAAGCCUUAAAACGAAAUUAGCCUAUCGAAAAAAGAAUAAUCAAGAAGAUCUUCACGUAGAUAUUGAAAAAUGGAGAGAAGCCUGUCAGCAAGCUCUUAUCCAGUACCAAAAAGAUUGUUCAGAGAAACUAGACAAUGGAAAAACUUUAGAAAUGGAUGAAAUAUUAAAAAUGUUAGGCAUUCCUGAGCAUAUUGUAAAGUUUCCAAGUGAAGAUUAUUAAUUAAUACGUAAACAUAAAUAUAUUUAUUAAAAUAAUAAA
Molecule: messenger RNA, 749 nt
Organism: Cotesia glomerata
Lineage: Eukaryota; Metazoa; Arthropoda; Insecta; Hymenoptera; Braconidae
Exons: 3
Coding region: 168-710 (180 amino acids)
Source: RefSeq, a predicted model, not a curated record